Messenger RNA from Penicillium pulvis, 1158 nucleotides. RefSeq names its product putative DNA repair protein Rad1. The coding region runs from base 1 to 1158 and encodes 385 amino acids. The record is from RefSeq and is a predicted model, not a curated record. Gene Ontology annotation, biological process: DNA repair; DNA damage checkpoint signaling. Gene Ontology annotation, cellular component: checkpoint clamp complex. The transcript has a single exon. Lineage: Eukaryota; Fungi; Ascomycota; Eurotiomycetes; Eurotiales; Aspergillaceae.
AUGGAGCCUCUAUUCACCGGUGUUUCCAACAACGCCAAUCACCUCUACACUCUCCUCUCCUGCAUCGGCUUUGCCUCGAAAGCUACCGUCCAGAUUACACCCGAAGGCCUCCGCUUCUCCGUCGAAGAAGGCCGCGUUAUACAAGGCCUCGCUUUCCUCGACAAGUCUCUCUUCACCAGCUACACAUUCAAUGCGGCCCCAGAAGAUCCCAACCAAGCAGAAAUUUCCGACACGCAAGAUUCCGACGAGGUCACAUACCCACACUUCGUCGUUUCUCUCUCCGCCCUCCUCGAAACACUCAAGAUCUUCGGUAUAAACGAGGUUCAAGAACCAAACGCCCGUGACACCAGUCUCCCACAUACCAAUCCCGCCUCAAGUGCAUUCGCCGCGCCAGCGCUGUUGAUGGAUCGCUCCUGUACCUUCCAAUAUUUAUCCCACGGGGCGCCAUUUAGCAUCGCCAUCGCUGAGGCGGGCGUUCAAACAACAUGCGAACUGGUAACUUACGAACCAGACGCCGAUGAAUCUGACAUCCCCCUCCAACGUGAUGCGAUCAUUAUGAAAAUUAUCAUGCGAUCUGCCUGGCUGUACAAUUCUAUCGCAGAACUCGACUCUUCGGCACCUACCAUCCUCAAACUGUCUGCGUCCUCCAAGCAGAAACCGUUUUUCGCGCUCUCUGGGGCCGGCGGGCCAUUUAGUGAGUCCACUGUCGAGUUCUCCAUGGGCCAACACAAUGAGAUGCACGGGACGGCCCCAGGACAGACAACGCAGGCAUCGCAGGGUAUACACAAAGUGCUAGCAGAUGAUGAAACUUCCCGAGCACGCGCAGCGAAGUCAAAACUUGGUCCGACUGCUACUGAGACAUUCAUGGUUUCGCCACCUGCGUCGAUGGGUGAGCGCAUCAAGCAGAGUUACCGGUUUGCGCUAGUCCGCAAGGCGGCAAGGGCCAUGUCCGUUGCCAAUAAGGUUAGUAUAAGGGGGGACCAGCAGGGCGUGUUGAGUCUGCAGUUCAUGAUUGAGCUGGAUGAGGGUCAACCCCCGGCUGGGCGUUCUAUUGGGGCUGGUAUUAAAGGAGUUGGACCGGUUUGUUUUGUUGACUUCCGAUUUGUGCCCUUGUUGGACGAGGAGGAUGCUGAAAUGGAUGUUCGAGAGGACGAGUAA